GUUGAAUUUCACCACCGAUUCACGUAACACUUUAACGUGGUUGUGAACUUGUUGAAAAGUACGAUUUACAUUUCGACUUAUAAGCCAAUCUUCCCCACAAUCCCUAAAUUUUCCAAGGUCAGGGGCGCACGGCAGAAUCAGCCCCCGGCUCAAAUCCCCAGUACGGCUUCAAGAUAACCGAUUGCAGCAAGUACUGCGGCCCCACAGGCUCCGCAGUUAACGGCCCCACCCUGUCUUUCAGCAGCUUCAGACAGUCACUCACUUCCAAUGUCAAUUACUUGAAACGAAGGUUCAGCUCCGGGGAUCUAUCCUCGGAGUGCGACGACACUGAGGCUCCGGUGGAUCCCUACACCAGAAAAACGCCGCCAGUGACGUCGCAGCCCCAGGCUCCACCUCCACCUCCUCCACCAGCUAGUCAAGGCUCGUCAUCUGUCAGCUCGGGCAUCGGAUCAACAGCAACCUCAGGCUCUGCUUCUGGUUCCGACCUAUCCCUGAAUCUUCGAAGCGGUUCCAAAACUACCAGUGCACCAAGUAGUCCUGCAAAAUCUAGGGAAUCUCUCUUGCAGAGGGUGCAAUCCUUGACAGGACAGGCAAGAGAUCAGGGAGCGUCUAUAUUAGGAGCUGCAGUUUCUAGUGCAACCCGGGUUACAUCAUCCGUUUCCGGUCGGUAUCUUACCCUGCUGGUAAUUGAUGAUCAAAACACAGACUGGUCCAAAUACUUCCGGGGAAAAAGGAUAGGAGAGUACGAGAUUCGUGUGGAGCAAGCGGAAUUCAGGGAAAUAACGGUUACUGCAAUCGCUGAGGCUGCAAGUGUUUCCAUGGCAGUCAUGAGAGGAGGUACAAGGGUGGGGAGGUCCUUCAGGCCAGACUUUCUGUUGGUCAGGCAAAAUCUCAGGGACGCAGGGGAGGACUACAAGAAGUUGCUCCUGGCUCUCAAAUUCGGAGGAGUACCCAGCAUCAACAACCUGAAUGCUGUCUACAAUUUCCAGGAUAAGCCAUGGGUAUUUGGCCAUCUGGUCCAACUACAAAGGAGACUUGGAAAGGAGAAUUUUCCACUUAUCGACCAAACCUUCUACCCAGACCAUCGAGAAAUGAUAAUGGCUACCAAAUUUCCUGUUGUCAUUAAGAUAGGCCAUGCACAUAGUGGCUUGGGCAAAGUGAAAGUAGACAAUAUCAACGACUUCCAAGACAUGGCGAGCGUAGUGGCCGUAUCUGACACCUAUUGCACCGUUGAGCCUUACAUCGACUCGAAAUACGACAUCCACGUCCAGAAGAUCGGAGUCAACUACAAGGCUUUCAUGAGGAAAUCCAUUUCCGGUUCUUGGAAAACGAACAUAGGCUCAGCCAUGCUGGAACAGAUCACCAUGCCUGACCGAUACAAAAUGUGGAUCGACGAAGUUUCUGAUCUGUUUGGUGGGCUGGACAUAUGCGCCUUAGAGGUCGUAGUUGGCAAAGAUGGCCGUGAAUUCAUUAUAGAAGUCAACGAUAGUGCGCUGACACUUCUUGGAGAUUCGCAAGAAGAAGACAGACGGCACAUCGCUGAUCUAGUUACAUCUAGAAUGCAGGCGAUUUGCCGACCAAGAACUCCACCUGGUAAUAUGGAGGAACCAGUACCGCCACCUGUUGGACCCCGUGGUAUUUUAGGAAGUCUUAGUAGCCUGACACAUUCGGAGACUCCACCUCCAGCCCCGGAUCAGGUGUCGUUGUCUAGCAUCGGUAGAAGAGAAAGUCAAACAUCCCAGAGCAGCACAGUAAGCUCUGGUCGUCUUCCAGACCCUCCACCUAGACCCUUCCAGCGUCAAGGUAGCCAACAAUCAAACCCUCCACCAGAGGAUACAGAAGAUACCAUGAAGAACCUCAGGAAAACAUUCGCUGGUAUAUUUGGGGACAUGUAAAAACCAGCAGUUUGGAAAAAUCUCCAUUUCACUCCUCUACAAGCUGAACUUGUGGACCAAAUGGGUCCUGAUACAGAAUAACUUAGAUAAUAUAGAUUUUAAUGCUCAAAAUUGAAACAAAGACAACGUUAUUCGGAUUUAUAUAGAAACAUGUUAAGCUAGCUUGGGUUGAGUGAAAUGGAUAACAAUUAGAAACCCUUGAUGACUCCAGAAUUAUUCAUUUAUAUUUAAUUUGUCACAUAUAAGAUAGUUUUUAUCGAUUCUUCCAAAUUUCUCAUGAUUUUCGUAGAUUUGGUAGACAAAUUUUGAUGUUACCAACACAGUGCCCUCAUAUUUUCUAAAGGGAAAUACUCACCUCUCAAGAAGACUGUGGUGUAGUACUCUUAAAAAUUAUAGUCUUAGUUGAAUCCAAUCUGGUCACUUCCGACAGAAUAUUUCUUUCCCAUCAUAGUUAAACUAAUUUCAAAAGAUUACUAGCAUAUUGAGACAAAAAUCAAAAUAACCUCAAAUAAUGAAUUUCUUUUGAAUUCAACAUUCCAUUCAAAUUUUAAUAUAUUCAAGUUAUAAUAUCACAUAAAAUAAUAUACAGAGUGGCUCACAUAAAACAGCCCAACUGUAUAUUCCCAUUAAUUAGUUUUUCGGGAGCCCUCGCAAUUCUAUUUGUGAAUUUGCCAAAAAAUAUUUCUUUGACAUUCGUUUUGGUUUAAUGAAGUAUUUGGAAGAAAUAGAUGAAACUCUUGUAAAAUUUUAGUUAGUCAUUUCAUUACAUGAUAACACUAUCGUCAGAUGAUGAUCUUCUAGAGAAGUAGGUUGCUAGAAACUGCAAAGAUUGCUAGUAAAAUUGAAUAGGCAUUUGAUUGACGACUAAGAGCAAAUGACGAACAAUUUCAAAAUAUCAAUGCUUUGAGUUCGAUCAUUCAAUGCUAUUCAAACAUUACUUCUAAAGAGUUUUUUACACCGAAACGAACGCCAAACAAAAUUUUUUUGAGUGAUCCACAAAACCUUCAAAAUUUUUAGUCUCUCGACUCUAUUGCCAUUUAAGAUUCUUAAGAGGGAACACCACCACGUGGUUGCUCAAUUCAAACCGAAAUCAGAGAUAUUUCUUCUUACCAAUCGCCGAUUUCUAUGGGGUUUUCACAUAAUUUCCUUAAGAAAUUAUCUA
Molecule: messenger RNA, 3057 nt
Organism: Harmonia axyridis
Lineage: Eukaryota; Metazoa; Arthropoda; Insecta; Coleoptera; Coccinellidae
Product: synapsin-like
Exons: 9
Coding region: 819-1895 (358 amino acids)
Biological process (GO): neurotransmitter secretion
Cellular component (GO): synaptic vesicle; synaptic vesicle membrane
Molecular function (GO): metal ion binding; ATP binding
Source: RefSeq, a predicted model, not a curated record